This is a messenger RNA of Plasmodium malariae, 864 nucleotides long. RefSeq names its product fam-l protein. The transcript has 2 exons. Lineage: Eukaryota; Apicomplexa; Aconoidasida; Haemosporida; Plasmodiidae. The coding region runs from base 1 to 864 and encodes 287 amino acids. The record is from RefSeq and is a predicted model, not a curated record.
AUGGAACAAAAGGUUAAAUUUCUCUUUUACAUGAAAAUUUAUACAUUUAUCCUUUUAUCAUGGAUAUGCCAUUUUAACAAUGAUAUGAGUACAUUUAACAAAUCCUCGGAAGAAAACUACAUCCAUUGUAAGAAAUUAGAUACAAUAUCGUAUAGAUUACUAGCAAAAUAUAAACAGGAUAAUGUUUCAUAUGUAUCAGAUUUAAAACAAAAAACACCAUAUAACAGAGUUAACGAGGAAUGUGAUAUAACUAAUAAUGAAAAGGGAAACACAGGAAAAAACAAACAAUCAAAUGAAUGUUCUUCAAAGAAUCCGAGAGGACAAAAACAAGAUAAGAAGAAUAAAAAUUGUACAUAUACAACAAAAAAAUAUUCCAAUAAUGAAAAAAAAAUAUUCAAGGAACUAGAUUACAUAAAUUUUCUUAAAAAUAACAGGACAAUUAGUAAUAAGCUUUACAAAAAAGUAAUAUGUAAAAAAUACGGAUUACGAAUUGCUACACCAUUAUUAUUAUUCUUUUUGUUCUUAAUAUUAUUCAUAGUAGAUUAUUCACUAGGUAUUUCAAUUAAAAAGAGUUUACUUAUAUCACUAGUUAAUUCGGCCCCUACUGACGUUUUUAAGUCGGAUUGGUUUACAAAAAUUUUUGAGAUGGUAAAGGACAAAGAAUGGUUUUGGAAAAUUCCAUUUUCGGAGGCCGGAGAUAUAUUAGAUGAAACUAUGAAGCAAAAGAGUUUAUUAUGGCGUUUAUUUGGUAUUCCUAUAUAUUGCCUACCUUUUCUCAUAUUAGGUGUUAUAGUUAUUUUUGUCUUUUUUUAUUACCAUAAAAUAGUUAAAAAAUACAAAAAAAUUAAUUAUAGGAAAAGAUAA